GAGCGGGGACGUCUGAGUGGUAGAGCGCCGGUCGGCGUUGUCCGCGUGUGGGCAGGCGGUGGCCGGGAGCGCGUCCGGACGUCAGCCUGUAGAGGCAGUUGUGGUUCUCCACCGGCAGUAAGCAGCCGCUCGGGGUGUCCGUGGCAGCGGCGGCGCUGGCUGUGUGUGUCCCCCCACCAGCUCCCUCAGCCAUGCUGUGCUAUGUGACCAGGCCGGACGCGGUGGUGAUGGAGGUGGAGGUAGAGGCGAAAGCCAAUGGCGAGGACUGCCUGAACCAGGUUUGCAGAAGGCUGGGAAUUAUAGAAGUUGAUUAUUUUGGACUGCAGUUCACUGGCAGCAAAGGGGAGAAUCUGUGGCUGAAUUUGAGGAACAGAAUCUCCCAGCAGAUGGAUGGUUUAGCCCCUUAUCGAUUGAAAUUAAGAGUCAAAUUUUUUGUUGAGCCCCAUCUUAUCUUACAAGAACAGACAAGGCAUAUGUUUUUCCUGCAUAUAAAAGAAGAUCUUCUUGCUGGUAAUCUUCAGUGUUCUUCAGAGCAUGCAAUUGAACUUAGUGCAUUGUUGGCACAGAUGAAGUUUGGAGAUUAUAACCAGAACACUGCCAAGUACAAUUAUGAAGAGUUGUGUGCAAAAGAGCUUACCACUACCGUUUUGGAGAGCAUUAUUGCAAAGCACAAAGAGCUAGAAGGUCUAAGUCAAGCUUCUGCUGAAUACCAGAUUCUACAGAUUGUUACAACACUGGAGAAUUAUGGGGUAGAGUGGCACUCAGUGAGAGACAGCGAAGGGCAAAAACUCCAUAUUGGUGUUGGACCUGAAGGCAUAUCAAUCUGUAAAGAUGACUUCAGUCCUAUCAACAGGAUUGCUUAUCCUGUUGUUCAAAUGGCAACUCAAUCUGGGAAGAAUGUAUAUCUGACUAUUACCAAGGAGUCUGGUAAUAGUGUAGUACUGUUGUUUAAGAUGAUCAGUACAAGGGCAGCAAGUGGACUCUAUAGAGCAAUUACAGAGACACAUGCAUUUUACAGGUGUGACACUGUCACCAGUGCGGUCAUGAUGCAAUAUAGUAGAGACUUAAAGGGUCACUUAGCAUCCCUAUUUCUGAAUGAGAACAUUAAUCUUGGUAAAAAAUACGUCUUUGACAUUAAAAGAACUUCAAAAGAAGUUUAUGAUCAUGCAAGGCGAGCUCUUUAUAAUGCUGGCAUUGUAGAUCUUGUUUCAAGAAGUGACCAGACCCCACCAAGUUCCCCUCUUAAGUCUUCUGAAAGUAGCAUGAACUGUGAUAAUUGUGAGGGUCUUAGCUGCCAACAAACAAAAGCUCUGCAAGAGAAGCUGCGGAAGCUAAAAGAGUCCAUGCUUUGUAUGGUGUGUUGUGAAGAGGAGAUAAAUUCGACCUUUUGUCCCUGUGGCCACACUGUAUGCUGCAAGACCUGUGCUGCCCAAUUGCAGUCAUGUCCUGUUUGCAGAUCUCGUGUAGAACAUGUCCAGCAUGUGUACUUGCCAACCCACACCAGUCUGCUCAAUCUGACUGUGAUAUGAUCUACGUAUACACUUUAAACCCAUCAUGUACUCUUUAAACUGCACUAAUAGGAAAUGCAACCAUUGAUUGUGAAAAAGGCAAUCACUCUGGCACCUAUCCACAAUCAAAAGCAAAAAUACUGCAUUUUUUUAACAUAAAUAUUCUUUGUUCAGCAUGUCCAAAAUGGCUUGGGACAUCUUGUGAGAAGUGUAACUGCUUCAUGUUACUUAAGCGGAGAAUGAUGUGUAAGCCUGUAGCACAGUGGUGUUGCCACAAAGCUAGGUAAAGGUAACCCUGGAGAAGUGUGGUGUACAUGUAGUGAUACACCCCCACAAGAGAAAUGCAGGCUUUUGUUUUACCCUCUCUAAAUCCUUUUUAGUACAGUUGCUCCAUUUAUUUUAGUAGUAAGACUAGCUUUUACAGUUACCAGUUUAGUAUGGCUCAUAGUUUCUGUUUCUAGUAAACUGCUUGGAAGAGAACUUUUUAAAAAAUUAUUCUUAAAGUUACAAGACUUCAUCAAGCAGCUGUUUAACUCAGAAUGCCAUUAAGUAAAUAAAAUUCUGAGAGAAUAGCUUUGGAAGGGUGGGACAAGUUUGUUAAUCUUGAGGUAUGAAGGGUAGUCUCCUGACUGGCAGUGUCCUGUGGGGGCACUCUUAUGAGACUUCAUUUGCUCCCAGGUUCCCACAUCCAACUUGGCUGUUGGUCUUGGGAGCUGCAGUCAGCUGCCCCUUAAGUUGGCUUUAGUUUUGGAGACUGAUUUUUAAACUGUUAAAGAUGUGCCAUUAAUUCCUAAAGUAAGGGUUGUGUAUAAUUCUAAAUGCUUUCUUCAGUUAACAUCUUUAUUGGCUAGGUCAUUUCCUGCUAAAAUGCUUUUAUAUUCCACCCCUCUCCUUCUUGAGCAUUUUGGGCUCUGGUUUUCCUAGUGUGUUCUCCAGGGUGCAGAGGGAACUAGAAACUGUGUUUGGGUGCAAUACUGGCUUAAUCAAAGCUAGAAAAGUACACUGUCACUUUACUGAAAUUUUCUGACUAUACUUUUCAUAUUGCCUUAAUGUAGCAGUAAUGUGUGUUUAUGCAUCUAUUUCUUUGCACAGACAUUUUGUCAGAAUAUUAAAACUCUACUUUUUUAUGACACAUUAGCAUAUAAACCUUACUCUAAAAGGGUAUUUAUUUUUUCACUUUGUAAAGAAAAUUUUGUUUCCUCAUAAAGCAAGAGCUUUGUCCUAUAUUGUAGGCAGCUUCUGUCUUUUUAUAUUCAGAUUAAUAAAGGACUUUAAAAAAAUC
This is a messenger RNA of Melopsittacus undulatus (budgerigar), 2790 nucleotides long. It is a transcript of the gene MYLIP, whose product is annotated as myosin regulatory light chain interacting protein. Gene Ontology annotation, molecular function: ubiquitin-protein transferase activity; cytoskeletal protein binding. The coding region runs from base 192 to 1529 and encodes 445 amino acids. Gene Ontology annotation, biological process: ubiquitin-dependent protein catabolic process. The record is from RefSeq and is a predicted model, not a curated record. NCBI's taxonomy places the organism in Eukaryota, Metazoa, Chordata, Aves, Psittaciformes, Psittaculidae. The transcript has 7 exons. Gene Ontology annotation, cellular component: cytoskeleton.